CCCUCCCCCUCGGCGGGCGCGCUCGGGCCGCACGGGCAACGCGAGCGCCCGAGCCCCCGCCGGCCUGUGCGCCCCGAGCCGGCAUGGACCCUGAGCGGUGCGCGCCUUUUGGCGUGGGGCCGGGGCCCGGCUCCUACGCAGCCGCAGGGGACGAGCCUACGGGCCCUCAGGGGACCCCGGCCGUUGCGCCUCACCUGCACCCCGCGCCGCCCCGCGGCCCGCGGCUGACCCGUUUUCCGGCCUGCGGACCCCUGGAGCCCUACCUCCCAGAGCCGGCCAAGCCGCCAGCCAAGUACCUGCAGGACCUCGGGCCCGGCCCGGCGCUCAACGGCAGCCACUUCUACGAGGGCUCCGCGGAAGCUGAAGAGAAGGCCUCCAAAGCCGCCAGCUUCCCGCAGCUGCCCUUGGACUGCAGAGGAGGCCCCAGAGACGGGCGCUCUAAUUUGCAAGGCUCUCCGGGCCCCUGCCUGGCCAGCUUACGUGUCCCUCUGUCCCCUGGACUCCCUGAGUCCAUGGAGUUGGCCAAGAACAAGAGCAAGAAGCGCCGUAACCGCACAACCUUCAGUACAUUCCAGCUGGAGGAGCUGGAGAAGGUCUUCCAGAAAACCCACUAUCCUGAUGUGUAUGCCCGGGAGCAGCUGGCUCUGCGCACAGACCUGACGGAGGCGCGGGUACAGGUCUGGUUCCAGAACCGCAGAGCCAAGUGGCGGAAGCGAGAGCGUUAUGGGAAGAUCCAGGAGGGGCGGAACCCCUUCACAGCUGCCUAUGAUAUCUCUGUGCUGCCCCGCACCAACAGCCACCCCCAGCUGCAGAACUCCCUGUGGCCCAGCCCAGGGUCAGGGAGCCCUGGGGGCCCCUGCCUGGUGUCUCCAGAGGGCAUCCCCUCCCCAUGCAUGUCUCCAUACUCCCACUCCCAUGGGAAUGUGCCUGGCUUCAUGGGGAUGCCAGCCUCCCCUGGAACCCACCCUGGCAUCUACUCCAUCCACGGCUUUUCCCCCACCCUGGGGGCCCACAGCUUUGAGCCCUCCCCAGACGGCAACUACAAGUCUCCAGGCCUCGUCUCACUCAGGGUGAAGCCCAAGGAACCACCCAGCUUGCUGAACUGGACUACGUGAUCGGCCACGUGACAGACUCUGCCGCUUACCCCCUUUUCUGUUCCCAGCUGCUCCUACCCCAC
Molecule: messenger RNA, 1177 nt
Organism: Chrysochloris asiatica (Cape golden mole)
Lineage: Eukaryota; Metazoa; Chordata; Mammalia; Afrosoricida; Chrysochloridae
Gene: ALX3
Product: ALX homeobox 3
Exons: 4
Coding region: 84-1115 (343 amino acids)
Biological process (GO): regulation of transcription by RNA polymerase II
Molecular function (GO): DNA-binding transcription factor activity, RNA polymerase II-specific; RNA polymerase II transcription regulatory region sequence-specific DNA binding
Source: RefSeq, a predicted model, not a curated record